Molecule: messenger RNA, 3008 nt
Organism: Cavia porcellus (domestic guinea pig)
Lineage: Eukaryota; Metazoa; Chordata; Mammalia; Rodentia; Caviidae
Gene: Gfpt2
Product: glutamine-fructose-6-phosphate transaminase 2
Exons: 19
Coding region: 136-2184 (682 amino acids)
Biological process (GO): UDP-N-acetylglucosamine metabolic process; fructose 6-phosphate metabolic process; carbohydrate derivative biosynthetic process
Molecular function (GO): L-glutamine:D-fructose-6-phosphate transaminase (isomerizing) activity; carbohydrate derivative binding
Source: RefSeq, a predicted model, not a curated record
CCGCCGGAGGGCUCGCGGCUAUAAGGGCUGAGGCCGCGCCGGAGCGGGAGCCGGAGCUGCAAGGAGCGCGAAGCGCACGGAGCUCGGAGGACCCACCCGACCCGACCCGACCAGCCGCAGCGGAGCGAAGCCAGGAUGUGCGGAAUCUUUGCUUACAUGAACUACAGAGUUCCCCGGACAAGGAAGGAAAUUUUCGAGACCCUCAUCAAGGGCCUGCAGCGUCUUGAGUACCGAGGCUAUGACUCGGCAGGUGUGGCUAUCGAUGGGAACAAUCAUGAAGUCAAAGAAAGACACAUCCAGCUAGUCAAGAAAAAAGGCAAAGUGAAGGCUUUGGAUGAAGAACUUUACAAACAAGACAGUAUGGACUUAAAGGUGGAGUUUGAGACGCACUUUGGCAUUGCCCACACGCGCUGGGCCACACACGGAGUCCCCAGUGCUGUCAACAGCCACCCACAGCGCUCAGACAAGGGCAACGAAUUUGUUGUCAUCCAUAAUGGGAUCAUCACAAAUUACAAAGACCUGAGGAAAUUUCUGGAAAGCAAAGGCUACGAGUUUGAGUCAGAAACAGACACAGAAGCGAUCGCCAAGCUGAUUAAAUACGUGUUUGACAACAGGGAAAUCGAGGACAUUACAUUUUCAACGCUGGUCGAGCGAGUUAUCCAGCAGUUGGAAGGAGCAUUUGCAUUGGUUUUCAAGAGCAUCCAUUACCCAGGAGAAGCUGUAGCCACGAGGAGAGGCAGCCCACUGCUCAUCGGGGUGCGGAGCAAAUACAAACUCUCCACAGAGCAGAUCCCCAUCUUAUACAGAACGUGCAAUAUUGAGAAUGUAAAGAAUAUCUGUAAAACGAGGAUGAAGAGACUGGACAGCUCCACCUGCCUUCACGCGGUGGGCAACAAAGCCGUGGAAUUCUUCUUUGCUUCUGACGCAAGUGCCAUUAUAGAACACACCAACAGAGUCAUCUUCCUGGAGGAUGACGACAUCGCUGCAGUGGCUGAUGGGAAACUCUCCAUUCACCGAGUCAAACGCUCAGCUAGUGAUGACCCAUCUCGAGCCAUCCAGACCUUGCAAAUGGAAUUGCAGCAAAUCAUGAAAGGUAACUUCAGUGCAUUUAUGCAGAAAGAGAUCUUCGAACAGCCAGAAUCCGUCUUCAAUACCAUGAGAGGCCGGGUGAACUUUGAGACCAACACAGUACUCCUGGGCGGCUUAAAGGACCAUUUGAAGGAGAUUCGACGGUGCCGCAGGCUCAUCGUGAUUGGCUGUGGAACCAGCUACCACGCGGCUGUGGCUACACGACAAGUGCUGGAGGAGCUGACCGAGCUCCCUGUCAUGGUUGAACUUGCUAGUGAUUUUCUGGACAGGAACACACCUGUAUUCAGGGAUGACGUUUGCUUUUUCAUCAGCCAGUCUGGCGAGACCGCGGACACGCUCCUGGCGCUGCGCUACUGCAAGGACCGCCGCGCGCUCACCGUGGGCGUUACCAACACCGUGGGCAGCUCCAUCUCGCGCGAGACCGACUGCGGUGUCCACAUCAACGCGGGCCCCGAGAUCGGCGUGGCCAGCACCAAGGCCUACACCAGCCAAUUCAUCUCCCUGGUGAUGUUCGGCCUGAUGAUGUCCGAAGACCGAAUUUCACUCCAAGACAGGAGGCGAGAGAUCAUCCGCGGCCUGAGGGCCUUGCCUGAGCUGAUCAAGGAAGUACUGGCCCUGGAAGAGAAGAUCCAUGACCUGGCACUGGAGCUGUAUACACAGAGAUCCCUCCUGGUCAUGGGCAGGGGUUAUAACUAUGCCACGUGUCUAGAAGGAGCCUUGAAAAUUAAAGAGAUAACCUACAUGCACUCAGAAGGCAUCCUGGCUGGGGAGCUGAAGCACGGGCCCCUGGCACUGAUUGACAAGCAGAUGCCAGUCAUCAUGGUCAUCAUGAAGGAUCCUUGUUUUGCCAAAUGCCAGAAUGCUCUGCAACAGGUCACGGCCCGGCAGGGUCGCCCGAUUAUACUGUGCUGCAAGGAUGACACAGAAAGUUCUAAAUUUGCCUAUAAAACCAUCGAGCUGCCCCACACAGUGGACUGCCUCCAGGGCAUCCUGAGCGUGAUCCCACUGCAGCUUCUCUCCUUCCACCUGGCUGUGCUCCGAGGAUACGAUGUUGACUUCCCCAGAAACCUGGCCAAGUCUGUCACUGUGGAGUGAGCAGAAUCGCCACCUCUUGUCUGCUUCAAGACCUGUCACAUGGUAGACGCCACAAGAGAAAAGUGAGCACUCCCCAGUGCCACGUGCUCCCAGUAGAGCUUGACAGCUUCGAUGUGCCUUGUACCCAAGUGCUUUUGCUUACAGCAGAUACUGUUUCUCUGUGUCCUGAAGUCGCCCGAGGAGAAGGGGUCAUUGUUUACAUGUGGGGAUCAGAGCAGACUUUUCCAAUGCUGUGCAAUAUACAGCUCUUUCAGAGUAACUGUGAACCUUUUUAAACCGACACUAGUUUUAAAAAACAAAAGUAUUUAUAAUGAUGAUUGUACAGCUUUUAAGUUAUUUUUCUAGUGUGUGGCUUUCCGUAGCCAUGGUAAUGCCCAAUCUCUCCAUCUCAGCUACCCAGUGCACUGGCACUGGGCUCACUCCUGGUGAGUCCUCAUCUCAGACUGAACAUGAGGCUUUGACCUUCUGGAUUUCUGCCCUUUCCCCCUCUCUGGGCUGCUCCUGGAUCCUGGCCUCUGCUGUCAGUGAAGCCCAGUGGUCUCCUCUGCCUCCCAUAAGUCCAGUUGAAAUUUCAGUUUCCUUCAAUACUUUCUUCUAUUCUAGGGUCCAAACCCUACCAACUCUCUGACUUAGGUUUAAUCAGACAGCAGUUCUUUUUAAGCCCAAGUGACCUGUCGGCUCCUGCUCUCUACCCAUUGUAAAAUAGCUUGAAAUGUCCCAUGCAAGAGGGUAAUUUUAAGUGGGCUACCCUGGUCUCUAUUUAAAAGUGUACACAAUCAAAGUACUAUGCAAUUUUAAGUCAAUAAAUAUAGUAUUUACAUGUA